GCGCGUCUCGAGUACGCGGUCGUGCUGUCCCGUUCUGGCUUCGCGUUGUCGUUACAUCGUUAUAAUUUACAUUUUAUUAUGUAACGUGUGUGAACGCCGCCGUUCGAGUCGCCCUGUAACGCGGAAACACACGUCCUUAACGUAUCGGAGUUUCGCUUCCGGUGACAACACUAUUUUUUUAUGGUGAUACCUAUUUUUUACCGUAGGGUCCGAAUCCAACGCACGUCAUUCGCCGCCGGCAUAGUCGCCAAUCGUUUUUAGAAUAUUUCGCGUACCCGGAAAUCUGUAAUAUUUAUUUUGAUUGUUUUUCUUUUCGACUUUUUGUUAUUGUCGUCGUGGUCAGACAGGUGGACUUUGAUGUGCUUUAUUAUGCGAGAUAACAACACAACUAUUAUAUAGUAUUAGUCACAAUAACUAAGUGUCGUGUGUCCCAUAAGUAAACACCAAAUGGAAAAUCUAUUCAAAUAUUGAUGAGUUUUCCAAUGGCAUUCCAGUACUAUGUUGUAUCAAAAAUUGUGUUAAAUUAAGAAAAUAAGAAAAACGGUGUCCCUCUCGUUCAUAUUAAUAAUUUUCGAUCAAAUGUUUUCACGGAUAAUAAACUACUAAUGUAGUUAUGUUUAAUAAAUAAUAAUGAAUAGAGUAAACUUUCUAGUAUGAGAAAAAAAAUAAAGUGGUCCAAAAGAAAAGCGAUUUAUUUGUAUUUAAUCGGCUGUGCGGGAAAAGCGUAAAUAUUGUAAAUUUCACAUCGCAUAGGUCUAAUGAUCGCCGUGCAAUGAGCCACUAAAGUAAAAGCGUUUCAAAUCAUAUUUCCCUACACCGCUGUGCAGUGUCUGACAAACAAUCAUUUCGAUAGAUAAUAACGUGCAGUAUUUCUUGUGACAAAAUGGUUCUAGUUGAGCAAUAUCCACCAAUGACGAUCCUAUAUGACCCAACAAUUAGAAAAGAUUCCACAACCAAUGGUGUUGCAUCUCCACAAUUUGCCAACGAACAAGAGCUGUGUCUUAUGUACUUUGAUAAAUGGAGCGAACAGCACCAAAUCGACUUUGUCGAACACCUAUUGGCACGCAUGUGUCAUUACCAACACGGACACAUCGACACAUAUCUAAAACCUAUGUUACAGAGAGAUUUCAUAUCGCUCUUACCCAAAAAAGGCCUAGACCAUGUGGCCGAAAAUAUUUUAUCUUACCUCGACGCUGAAUCUUUAUAUGCUGCAGAGUUGGUAUGUAAAGAAUGGUAUAGAGUUAUUUCAGAAGGUAUGCUUUGGAAAAAGUUAAUUGAACGUAAAGUACGUACAGAUUCAUUAUGGCGAGGACUUGCUGAACGAAGAGGGUGGAUUCAGUACUUGUUCAAACCAAAGCCAGGUGAACACCACCCAGAUCACUUCUCCUACAGGGCCCUGUUUCCUAAAAUUAUACAAGACAUAGAUAGUAUAGAAUCAAAUUGGCGAACAGGCCAUUUUCUAUUACAAAGGAUAAAUUGCCGAUCAGAAAACUCCAAAGGUGUAUACUGUUUACAAUAUGAUGACAAUAAAAUUGUCUCGGGUUUACGUGAUAAUACCAUAAAAAUAUGGGAUAGAAAUACAUUAGAAUGUGUUAAGGUAUUAACUGGCCAUACCGGGUCAGUUUUAUGUUUGCAAUAUGACGACAAAGUGAUCGUGAGUGGUUCCAGCGAUAGUACAGUUCGUGUAUGGAACGUUGUUACUGGUGAAAUGGUCAAUACUCUAAUACACCACUGUGAAGCAGUCUUACAUUUAAGGUUUAGCAACAAUAUGAUGGUCACUUGUUCAAAAGAUCGAUCAAUAGCUGUAUGGGAUAUGUUGACAAAUAGUGAAAUGACUUUGCGUCGUGUCUUGGUUGGUCACCGAGCUGCAGUAAAUGUUGUUGAUUUUGAUGAUAAAUACAUUGUAUCAGCUUCUGGAGACCGUACUAUUAAAGUAUGGAAUACAUCAAGCUGUGAGUUUGUGCGUACCCUUAAUGGUCACAAACGUGGUAUUGCCUGUCUUCAAUAUAGAGAUCGAUUAGUAGUUAGUGGAAGUUCUGAUAAUACCAUCAGGUUAUGGGAUAUUGAAUAUGGAGCUUGUUUGAGAGUACUUGAGGGCCAUGAAGAACUGGUACGAUGCAUUAGAUUCGAUAGUAAAAGAAUUGUUAGUGGCGCAUAUGAUGGGAAAAUCAAAGUAUGGAAUUUAGUAGCAGCUUUAGAUCCCAGAGCACCAGCAUCUACUUUAUGUCUACGUACACUUAUGGAGCACUCGGGACGAGUGUUUCGACUCCAGUUUGACGAGUUCCAAAUAGUCAGCUCUUCACAUGAUGAUACAAUACUUAUUUGGGACUUCCUCAACUAUAAUGAUACUGCAAAUAAUACAGCAGCGGUUGCUACACUUCCAAAUGACACCCUGCCACCCUUACCUCCUGGUAUGUUGGGUUUUGAUUAACCCAAUAGGCCAGUCAUCCGCAAUUGACUGGGUCAGGUUCGUGUAUAAUGAUAUACAGAACUCGUUUUAAAAAUAUCACUAAAAGAUGGUAAAACAAUAUUCUAUCACAUCUUGUUCUCAUUUUAUUUUUAUAUUUAUAUAUAUGUAUAUAUAAUAACAUUAUAUAUUAUGUAUGUAUAAUAUAAUGAAUAACUACAAAAACGCCCAAAAUAACUGUGCCAAUGUUCAGAUGUUCUCUAUUAUUCUUUUAUAUAUAAGUACACGUGAUGUUUCUCAUUUUAAAUACACUAUAUUUAUAUAUGCA
Messenger RNA from Myzus persicae (green peach aphid), 2735 nucleotides. RefSeq names its product beta-TrCP (gene slmb). The coding region runs from base 884 to 2431 and encodes 515 amino acids. Gene Ontology annotation, molecular function: protein dimerization activity. The transcript has 11 exons. NCBI's taxonomy places the organism in Eukaryota, Metazoa, Arthropoda, Insecta, Hemiptera, Aphididae. The record is from RefSeq and is a predicted model, not a curated record.